AUGACAUUUCGAAAGGAGCUGCUUGAAAAAUACUGGAAGAGUUUCGAGGUUAAGUCAAAGGAAUUUCUGGCCAGCACAUCGCUACAGGGAAUGAAAUAUAUUUGGAAUAGUUAUCUGCCAGGUUGGGUGCAGUUCUAUUUUGGAAAAAUAUUUAUAAUCUCCGUCUGUGUGGCCAUUAAUUUGGCUGUAAAUGUGUUUAACAAAUGGCAGAGCACACCGGUUAUCAUUGGCUUCAGCCCCACGAUGACAUCCAUACAGGAUAUACCCUUUCCGGCGAUAACGGUCUGUAAUAUGAACAAGGCAAAGUACUCAAAAGUGGCAAAUUUUCGAGCUGGAUCCUUGGAGUAUGCAAUGCUGCAAAAGACUUGCUUUCAGGAUUUGAAUUUCACAAAUUACAAAUCGAUAAAACCUCGUUCCAAGAAUGACACAUUUCCCAACUUUAUCUUGAAUGUGAGCCACAAGUGCGAGGAAAUGAUUGUGUCCUGUACAUUUGAUCAGAAACUUUUGCCCUGCACCGAUAUCUUCAGGGAGUUCUUUGUCGACGAGGGUCUAUGCUGUGUCUUCAACUUUCUGCAUCCGUAUUAUCUCUACAAGUACAGCGCGCCUUAUACACGGGACUACACCUCGUCGAAGGGUCUUUCGGAUAUCGCUGUGGACUGGAAUCCCAUCAAUGGCUAUCCAAAGCAUCUGCCCGCUGGUUACUAUCCACGUCGAGGUGUUGGCACUGGAGUGUCCAAUGGCUUGCAAAUAGUUCUUAAUGGUCAUACAGAUGAUUAUUAUUGCUCAUCUACAAAUGGACAAGGAUUUAAGGUGCUGCUCUAUAACUCCAUUGAUCAGCCUAGAUUAAAGGAAUCGGGUCUACCCGUCAUGCUGGGACAUGAGACCAACUUUCGGCUUGUUCCGAGUAGUUUUGAGGCAAUGCCGAAUAUUCGUAGCAUCGAUCGUAAUAAACGCCAAUGCAUUUUCAACGAUGAGCAGGAACUACUCUUCUAUAGAUAUUAUACACGUCGCAACUGUGAGGCGGAAUGUGAUGCCCAAUAUUUUUAUAGACUCUGCGAUUGCAUUCCAUAUCAUUUGCCUUUGGUCUAUCGCAAUGCGAGCAUCUGUCAUGUGGCUCAUUUUGAUUGCCUGGAUCGUGCGGAACUCCAGAUUGUGGAUCGAGAGAGUGCGGCGUGCAAGGAGCUGUGUUUAGCAAGUUGUCACGAUGUCUCCUACUUUCCUGAUCCCUUCUCAAUACCCUUCAGUCAGCAAGGUAUUCGGACGACCAAUGAAUACCUCAAGCAUUUCUCCACCGAUUACAUUCGCACUAACUUGGCCGUGGUUAAUUUCUACCAUAAUGACAAUUAUUUUCGGAGUAAUGUUAAGUCCUCAUACACAGGUCUCACUGAAUAUAUGUCUUUGACUGGCGGCAUUUUAAGUUUAAUGGUUGGUUUCAGCGUCGUCUUUAUUUUCGAAUUGUUCUAUUUUCUCUUUCUUCGCUAUUUAUUGGAGUACAUUCAUUAUUGGUGCAUUAAUCGUCGAAAUCGCGUGCAUGUUUUAUAUCCUAAUAAAACACAAUUUAAUUAG
Messenger RNA from Drosophila innubila, 1566 nucleotides. Its product is annotated as pickpocket protein 28. The transcript has 5 exons. Gene Ontology annotation, biological process: sodium ion transmembrane transport. The record is from RefSeq and is a predicted model, not a curated record. Bases 1 to 1566 code for a protein of 521 amino acids. Gene Ontology annotation, molecular function: ligand-gated sodium channel activity. Gene Ontology annotation, cellular component: membrane. NCBI's taxonomy places the organism in Eukaryota, Metazoa, Arthropoda, Insecta, Diptera, Drosophilidae.